CCUCCCGUUUCCCCCCCCUUUUGGAAGUCGGGAGCCUGGGAGGCAGCCCCGCGCAAAACCGCCGCCAGGGGAAGAGAAGCGGGUGGCUGGUUCCCUUCCCCGGCCUCUCCCCGCCUCUUCCCUUUUUUUUCCUGGGUUUGACCCCAAGCGCAGGGCCAGCGAAGAGGAAGGCAGUCUUGGAAGGGGCUGCCGAAGGGUGGGGCCGGCGGUCUCUCGCCUUCCCCUCGCCCUGCCCCGUGGGCCGAAAGGGUUAACAAGGCAGCUGACAACAUCGGCCCGCUGGCUUGCUAUAAACAUCUGGGGGGAGAGCCCUGGCCGUGGGCAGACUCUGAAUGGCUCCAGACGGAAGGAAAGAGCGCGGAGAAGUUUAGGUUUCAUUGCAACGAAGGUGAGAUUGACGUCUAGAAGAUGCCUGUUCCGCCUCCUCCAGCUCCACCCCCUCCGCCAACAUUUUCACAGGCAAACAUAGAGAAGCCAGGUUUGAAUAAAUCAGAGCAGGCAGGACGAAAUGCUUUAUUGUCAGAUAUUACCAAAGGGAAACGGCUGAAGAAGGCUGUUACCAAUGAUAGGAGUGCCCCAGUUCUUGAUAAACCAAAAGGACCAGGUGGUGGCGGAGGUGGCAGCUCUGGUUUCUCCAGUGGUAGCAGUGGCAACAGUAGCAGCGGUAAUAGUUAUGGUGGCGGUGGCCCACCUGGCUUAGGAGGAUUGUUCCAAGCAGGGAUGCCGAAACUUAGAUCUACAAACAGAGAUAAUGACUCUGCAGGAAACAAAACUCCAGUAUUUCCACCAGGAGGGCGAGCAACAUCUGCAAAGCCCUUUUCACCUCCAGGUGGAGUAGGCAGAUUUCCGGGCUCUUCUGGACUAAGAGCUCCAGCUCCAGAGCCACAGAGAAACCGAAUGCCUCCCUCAAGACCUGACUUUGGCUCCAGGCCUGACACGGGUGCUCCUCCUGUGCCAAAUACUCCCAGACCUAUUCCAUCCAAUCUGUACAACAGGGGACCCCCCCCUGUGCCCGGCGCCAGCAGACAAGCGAGCUUAGGGCUUACCCCUCCACCUUUCCCGGGUAAUAGAAAUUCAGGGCCUGGAGGCUCCAUUCGACAAUCAUCACCAGUUAGUUCUCCUUCUCCCUUCUCAAACAGGCCUCCUCUCCCUCCAGUACCAGGUAGGCCAACAGAAGAUAAGACACCUCCGCCACUGCCUCCAAGUGGAAACAGGCCAUCUUUCGGCAGGGAGGCUUCCCUGCCACCUCCCCCGCCCCAAAACCACAAGCCACCAAUUCCUUCCACACCACGGCCACCUGCGGUAUCUCAGGUACCUCCUCCUCUUCCCCCAAGUCGGCCAGGCCCACCUCCAGUUCCACCGGCAUCUGGUGGAAAUGAUGAAAUGCCACGGCUUCCUCAAAGGAAUCUAUCGCUAGGCGCUUCUCAACCUCCAUGUCUGCCUGGCUCCAAUCGCUCUGGACCUCCCCUUCCUCCCCCAGUUGAGAGACCACCACCUCCUGUAAGGGACCCGCCUAGCAGAUCAGGAUUUCUCCCUCCACCUCCACUAACCAGAAACGGAAGUACUUCCAGGGCACUGCCAGCUACUCCCCAGCUUCCCUCAAGAGGAGGAUUUGAAAAACCCAGAGGUGGGGCUGUGCCCCCACCUCCUCCCGAUAGGCCAGGUUCUGGAGCACCCCCACCCCCUCCACCCUCACUCCCCUCAUCUGCCCUCCGAAAUGGCUUCCAGGAUUCAUCCUGUGAUGAUGAGUGGGAAAGUAGAUUUUCCUUCCAUCCUCUGUCUGACUUGCCACCUCCAGAACCAUAUGUGCCCAUGAACAAGUGUUAUCCUAGUAAAUUGGUAAAAAAUGACAAUAGAAGUGGAUCCAGUCGCAGAGAAAGAGGUGCUCCACCACUUCCACCCAUCCCACGAUGAAGUGGGCUUCUAAUCCUUUUCAGGAUGACUGUUGUCCUUACAUGUUCUUUGAACUUCUCCACAUGUCACAAUGUCCCUUCUCCAACAGCACUUUUGAGCACAACUCCCCAACUUUAGGUUUUUUUAAAAAAAAAAAUCCAUUUAAUUUGGUGAAGAUCAAGGACUUGCUUUGAAUGGCCUGCCUACGUUGGUUUAGAUACAGGGUGACUGCGAUUUUAUUCCCCAUUUCUUGGCCUUUAGUUCUACUGAUACUAGUGGAACUUGGUUCCAAUAAAAUGCCAAAGUAUCCUUACCUUGAAAGCUAUCUUCAAAACUUCUUGGAAACUAUCAUUUGUUGCAGUUCUGCUCAGCCUUGUCAUCAACAAGGAGAGAAAAGCUGCCCUGGUUUAUAACAUAAUAUUCUUAGAUGUAAUUCCUGGAGAUGAAAAUCUUCCCUAUUUCUAUGGGUGGAAGUUUGGUUCACUUUUUAAACUGUAAUCUCUGUGAGAUUACUGAUCAAUUUGAUAUGGCCCAUUUGGCCAUUAAAAAAACAAACGCUGUGGCACAGUAAUUGCUACAUUCCACCUCUAGAAGGAGAUUGAGAUAAUUACAUUUUCUCAGGCAAUCUGUUUGACCUGUAAUGAAAGAAGGUUGCCAUCGAGGUUGCUUAUAACUUCUGUUACAGCUUUCAUAAAUGCAUCUCAGUCUAGCUGUUGGGCUCAACUGAAGUGGAGAAUUAAAAAAAGAAAAAUAUUGGGCACUCAAUCAUUACGUUGGGAUGAUUGUCACUGUCAUCUUGAGGAUUACACCAUCACUUCACUAAUGGUUAUACUAUUAGACCUCCCUUCUAAGAUGUAUCGUACCCAAAGCUUUCCAAUAUGUAAUUGUUUACUAUAAAAGCCUAUAUUUUGAUCUGCGAAAGACAGAUACUCAACAAUUAUUUAGUGUAUCCAAGUAUCAAAGAAUGCCACUAAGACUUUCUGUGACUUUUUGCUAAUACCUAUGUUCUGGACCUCCAUUUUUAUUAUGGUACAAGUUGAAACUUUUGAGUAUGGGAAUUUUUUAUUUGACUCAUAUGUGCUUCAAACAGCUUUUCUUUUGCGUGGCAGCUACUAAUCAAACAUCCAGCUAUAUGUAGGAAAUGUCUAAUUAUAGAACAGAUUCAAUUGAGCUUUUUACAAGCUCUCAUUUAAGUUUUCAACCUGGGUUCAGGAGAGUUUAGUAUUUACGUUCUGAUUUUGCUGCAAUAAUAAUUCCUUUCACAGUAUUUUCCUUACCUGAAAAAGAUGCAAGAGAAGACUUGGUUAUUGAGGGUUGGGACCAUAUGCUUUGGAAUCCUGCCUGUCAAUAAAUGGAUUUGCCAAUUUGCAAUGUUCAUUUUAUCAAACCGAUAUCAACAUAUGGCAAGAAUCCUUAGAGAAUUAUGAUUCUGUACUGAAAUUCAUGGGAUAAGCUGCCCAGAGUGGCUUGAGGGUGAGGUGGAAAGCAUAUAAAUGUAAUAAAAUAAUAAGUAAUAAAAUAAAACACAUACUUAGAGGAGAUAAAUUAUGAAGAUUUAAUUUCAAGGAUCUUCUUGGUUUUAUCUGCCUAAUACUUUGCAAGGUAGAGCCAGGAGAGUUAAAAGAUGUUAGCAGAGUCUGUAAAGAUUAAAAAAAGUAAAGAUGGCAGAUGUUGAGCGAUGAGAUGGUAAGAAGCAGAAAUAUUGAUGAAUCAAUGUGUUUAAUAUAAUGUAACGCACAAUAGAAUUGUGGAAAGGUAAAGUAAGAUCUCUUUAGUCACAUACAUGAAAAGUAAACUCACAUAUUUGAGAAAAAGGUCUGAGGAUACACUUGAAAGUGUUCACAACGGUAUUUGUAUUAGUGGCCUUAUCAGCAAAGAUACACCUUGGUGUAGUUCCUGUUUAUGGUAAAGAUAGAACUAAAGAGAGCAGAGAAUAUAACUUGGCAUUUUCCGCGAGUGUUUGUAUGUUGUAAGUUUACUUUUUUGGAUUAAAAUAGACUGUCUUAGUGUUGAGGUUCAUUCUUUGAACCCAUUUCUGUGAUGGAAUUGGUAUGUAAUGAAUACCUUUCAGGAUCCAAAAUCUGUACCCACACAAAUUUUGCUAUCAAAUCAGAGAUUUACAUAAACUAUAAUCAGAAAUAGGUUUCAGCACUUUUCAGGGUCAUAUAUGGUCUAGAAUUAUAUUUUUCAAUGGACUGUUGCCCUGUUUGUACAUACUUAAUUCUGACAUUCAUACAGAUGAGUCAUUCCAGUUUCAGUCUGAUUGCCAUUGUACAGUAUGUGUGUAUGAAUUAUAAACAACUUCAACACGAUGAAAAAUAUUGAAUUAUUAUUUCAUUUUGUUGCAGAAACUGGAAUAUUUAUGUUUUUUGUAUUACCCAGAUUUUUUAUAUGCAGCAAGAUCUCUGCAUCUUGUAUAUGUAGUUUGAUAGUCAAUUUCUUUCUUUCUUUUUUUUUUACCAUAUAAAGGGAAUGUGGCAGAAAGAAAUUCCAAAUUCACUGCAAUUGCAGUAGUUAAUGUAAUAGAACCCUUUGAGCUAGAAAACUUGGACAAUCUGAUUUAUCAAUGAAAGGGCCUGUCAUACUUGUACUCUUAUGCUAGUAGAUUAGCCAUUAUAAAUAAGGUUAUAGAGCACUGUUCUUCUGCCAGUAAAUCAGGAUCAGUUUUCUGGUGUUUUCUGGCUCCAGAGGGAUGUCAAUUCCAAAUCUCUUAUCAUUCAACAACUUUGACCAUUGCUGAUUAGGAGCAAUGGGACUUAUAGUUCUAACACAUUCAGAAAGAACCAGUUUAGGAAAAAACUAGUCAAGAUACAUGAAGAAGUAUAAGUCAGCCAAGAAUAGAAAGAGCAGGCAAAUAAUAAAUAUACAUGUACUCUGCUUAAUUAUUUUUUCUUAUUGUGCUUAGUUAUAAGCACAUACGGAUAAUACUGCUUACUAUAACUACAACUAUUACUACUAAAUAGCUGCCAUUUUUGUGGUAUUUAGAAAAUUAGGUCUGUUUUUUUUUUACUGUUAAUUAAUCAAAGAAUUAAUUUGGCAAAUUUUACUUCUAGUGCAAUAUAAUCUGAAAUUCCAACCAAAGCCUUAACAUGCAGAAUGUGAUGUGGCCUUCAGAGAGAAACAUGGUCGUCUCUCUUUCUCAGAGGAUAAUUAGCACUUUCUCUUCUAUAGGAAUCUUCCUCAAAGAAGUUAUGCUAAAUACUGUAAGAAAAUAUUUCAAAGGAGAAGAGAUUUGUUUUGGUUAUAUAAACCACAUCUCUCUUUCUUUCACCAGAUAUAUUUUAAAAACAACAUCUUAGUAUAGAUGUGUUAGAGUACAUGUUUAUUUAUGCACAAUAAACGGGGACAAAUAAAAUCAGAUUUUCAUCCCUGGUGCCUUGAAACACCUUGGUGCCUUGAGUCUAAAUGGCAGCUUUGAAAAGAAACAAAACUUAUUGUCUCCACUGUGAAUUUCAAAUACAACAUUUAUACUUUAUCAUGUGUGAUACUCAAGCAACGUACAACCCACAGUAUUCACCAUGUAGCAUCUUAUUGUACUACACAGAAAUACAAUAAAUUGCAAAAGAUUCAUCAGAUUGCAAUUUUAAGAUCAUUAUUUAGCAGUAACUUGGAUGGAUGAAUUCAUGGAAAUUUUGAGAUGAGUGUGUUUAAAAUUUGAAAAAAAGCAAAGUUUAAAUACUUUUCAUACGAAUGAACCAAAUCAUUUGUGGAAUAACAGGAUAUGCAUUUUAAAUACAUGAUCAAUACCUUCCUUUUUAUAAAAUUGCACAUAUAUCAUGGAAAAAAACAUGCCCAUAUUGUAAAUAAGGUUGUUUCUAUUUGACUUUAGGUUAUUAACAUGCUUAUCUUAAAGUACAUGUUCAUGAGAAACUAAAUGGCAAGUGAAUUUCUUGCAUGUACAAAGGAAUAAAAAUUAAAAUGAUGCAAAGGU
Messenger RNA from Notechis scutatus (mainland tiger snake), 5824 nucleotides. It is a transcript of the gene WIPF1, whose product is annotated as WAS/WASL interacting protein family member 1. Gene Ontology annotation, molecular function: actin binding. NCBI's taxonomy places the organism in Eukaryota, Metazoa, Chordata, Lepidosauria, Squamata, Elapidae. The record is from RefSeq and is a predicted model, not a curated record. Gene Ontology annotation, cellular component: actin filament. Gene Ontology annotation, biological process: actin filament-based movement.